Messenger RNA from Spea bombifrons (plains spadefoot toad), 1560 nucleotides. RefSeq names its product TNF receptor associated factor 1 (gene TRAF1). The coding region runs from base 1 to 1296 and encodes 431 amino acids. Gene Ontology annotation, molecular function: ubiquitin protein ligase binding; tumor necrosis factor receptor binding; zinc ion binding. Gene Ontology annotation, cellular component: plasma membrane signaling receptor complex; cytoplasmic side of plasma membrane. Gene Ontology annotation, biological process: positive regulation of JNK cascade; regulation of apoptotic process; regulation of canonical NF-kappaB signal transduction. The record is from RefSeq and is a predicted model, not a curated record. The transcript has 8 exons. NCBI's taxonomy places the organism in Eukaryota, Metazoa, Chordata, Amphibia, Anura, Pelobatidae.
AUGGCGAAACGGGACGGGGGGUCUCCUCCAACCCCUGGCGAGAACGAGUUUGCGCCUGGUUACCCUCCACACAUCUUCAGCGUCUCCCCCGGAGAGAGGUACUUGUGCUGUAAUUGCCGCCACGUGCUGAAGAAAGCUCAGCAGACUCCGUGUGGUCACAGAUACUGCUCUGCUUGUUUGUCUUGGAUCGUAAGGACCAAACCGAUUUGUGCCAAGUGUAAGGAGGAGCCGGCUGACCCUGACGUCGUGCCUGAAGACUCCCUUCGAACGAUAGAGCAGGCUUUUGGAGAUGCGGCCACCGAUAAAGAAAUCUCUGAGUUAAAAGUUCACUGUGUGGCCCCAGGGUGCCGAUGGAAAGGCGUCUUAAAGGAGUAUGAUGAUCAUCAAAACCUUUGUGAUUAUGCCCCAAUACUGUGUCACAUGGGCUGUGGCCGCACGAUUAUGCGAAGAGAACUUGCAGACCACUUGGAAAAGGAUUGCAGAAUCAACGCAUCGCCUAACGAAGAACCUGGAAAACACUCAAGCUCGAAACAAUCGUCGGGCACAUGGGAAGGUGAAGACACCAUGGAAUUCCACGAAGACUUCUGGAAACUUUCAUGUAGAACGUUGGAGCUGGAAAACAAAGUGAAAGUGUUUGAAAAUAUCAUUGCGGUUCUCAACAAAGAGCUGGAUAAUUCUCUCCUCCAGUUAACGAGCGCUCAGGAGCAACGGGCUAAAGAUCAAUCGAAGCUCAACGAAUUCGAGCAGAAGCUCAUCGGUUUGCAGGCUAGCGUGACCAUAAAAGACAAGACUAUAAACGAACUUAACAUGCGUGUGGAGACCUUGGAGAAAACCUCAUACGAUGGAGACUUUUUAUGGAAAAUCACAAAUUUAAAGCAGAGGUUUCAAGACGCCAUCAGCGGCCGGACGAACAGCCUGUAUUCGCCAGCAUUUUACUCUUCGAGGUACGGAUAUAAAGUGUGCCUGAGAAUUUACUUAAAUGGUGACGGGGCAGGGAAAGGGACUCACGUGUCUCUCUUCUUCACGAUCAUGAGAGGGGAGUACGAUAACCUUCUGCCCUGGCCUUUUAAGAACAAGGUGACCUUCAUGCUUCUGGACCAGAGCAAUCGAGAACCCAUCAUUGAUGCCUUCCGCCCGGACAUUACGUCUGCUUCUUUCCAACGGCCUGUGACGGACAUGAACAUUGCCAGCGGCUGCCCUCUAUUCUGCCAGCUCCCCAAACUUCAGUCGCCUAGAAACCACUAUGUAAAGGAUGACGCCAUGUUCAUCAGGUGUAUCAUAGACAGCAGUUCUUAGAAGCAAAGACACUCAACUCCGGCAACCAGGAACGGAAAGAUGUUUGAUCCCUGUAUCAGAGUAGGAUCUACUCCGUUGUUUUAUGAAGAGACAUAAGCAAAAUGUGUUGUAAAAGAGGCAAAAGAACAUUUUUAUUUUGUAAAUUAUAAAGUAAAAACCUCCAUGGAAAGAUGGGGAUCGCCAUGAAGGAUCUCCUGGGCUUGGCAUGCAAGAGGUCCACGUCUGACCCUUCUCUACCAACGGGUCUAUCUAAGAGUAUUUAAG